GGUGGAGAGUUUCGUGUGUUUAGUAACGUGAAAUGUACAAUACCUGGUUAGUCAUUGCAUCAAUUACAUUUGUCGGAUGCUUAUGGAAUUCGCAACUAUCUGAGUCAUCAUCGAAAUCAUGCCCAACUGAGUGCAUCUGUUUAUCCCAGACACAAGUACUUUGCAAUACUGGUGGACUUGAGAAGAUUCCAUUGCGACAAUUACCCCCCACCGUUGAAAAUCUUGCAUUAACCAAAAACAAUUUUCCGGUCAUAAAGCCCGAUUCGUUUGCAGGUUUACGAGCGCUCAAGAAACUUUCACUGGACGGCAAUAACAUAACCAAGGUGAAACAGUUUGCUUUCCGCGGACUGCCCCGUCUCAAGGAGUUGUCAAUUCAAUACACACCCCUACAGUCGGUAACAUCGUUUGCAUUUGCUGGUCUCCAGAAUCUCUCGACCAUACUUCUGAGUCAUAAUCAAAUUUCACGCAUCGAAACACAUGCCUUUGCCGGCACAUCCAAUGUUAAGUUGAUACUGUUGAGCAACAAUCCGCUCAUCAAGAUUGAUACGUCGGCCUUCUCAAGUCUUACGAAUGUUGGCCAUGUGAUAUUCCCUUCGGGCAUACGAACCAUAGAACCAGACGCAUUUAAUGGCAUGGACACAGUCGGUUUGCUGAAACUUGCUUAUAUGGACUUGAAGGAGGUUCAGCCGUUCACAUUUCGUGGCCUCACAAAUAUUCUGCUAUUGACCCUGCAGGAAUCGGACCUGGGUGUCAUUUGCACCGAUGCCUUUACGGGGCUGUCACAGGUCGAGACCCUGCAAAUACUCAACAACAAGAUCGAUGCCAUUGAGGAGUUGAACUUCACCUACACUGCCAACAUCAAACAUCUCAAAAUGCACGGCAACCACAUACUGGAAACACCUGAUCCCAAUGCUAUAAUUGUCGAUGGCGUGGAACACCUACAGCUGAUUAACAAUCACUUUCCCUGUGGCUGUCACAUACACACCCUGCUCGAUGGGCCACUGGUGGAGGGUGCCCACAAUCUCACAGAAUUUCUGCAGAAAAACUAUUGCAUUUCACCGCUGGAUGUGAACGGUCGGGCCAUGAUCGAACUCGACAUAGACUCCAUUGGCCGUUGCCAGGACCAGUUGACAAAGGGCAAUCUGGGAUCGUCGGCCUCUUCAAUGGCCCUGAGCAUGUGCACGCUUGUACUGAUAUCGCUUACAACGAAUCGUUUUGUAAAAUACCUUGUGUUCUUGCUAGUCCUUGGGUCCAUCACCGUGCCACAUGACACAUUUAGUUGAAUGCGGUCGGUCGGCAAAAUUUCCGGAAAUUCGCCACAUUUAGUCUGAAAUCUCUCUAAGAAAACCGCAAAAAAAGAAGAAGUAUCUGUAGUUUUAUACACAAUUAAAUAUCGAUAUUAAUCCUAUUUAGUUUUAAGUAGUAAAACAUUUACAAUAAUAUACGUAUAAAUAUUAAUCAUUCUGCAACCAAAACUUUUGGGAUAUUAAGUACUUGGAAAUUUCGUUUUUUACUCUCCAUUACCAAUGCCAUCGAUCCAUGUAAAUAUUAAAACAAGACAACACAUACAUACACAUACGUCGGUAUGUGUGCUUUGCAGGAUGUAAGUUUGUUAUUUGUUUGCCUUAUCAUCAUUAGGCUAGGUUUUACUAAAGCUAUAAACCCUUAUAAUCUACGAAACAUAUUCAAAUGCUCCGAUGUCCUUUUGUAAAUAGUUUGCAUCAAAUAUCCAUUAUAGAGCAUUCGAAAUUGUUAAAAUAAAAGUUUAUACUCAUAAAUAGAUUUGUUGUGUAUUUAAAUGCAGUAUUUUUAUCCCUUUAGCUUAAUAAAUUAUAUGAGAUACGUAAAAGAAAAAAAAAUAAUAACAUAUUUUAUUAUUACACUGUGCAACACAAAAAAAAUAUGGAACAAGAGGACAACAAGCACUGGGGUCUAACUGUUGCAUAUAAUUUCGAAUUAAUUUCGAUUAAAAUAAAUUUCGGCCGGGCCGAACUUUGAUUAUCCUCCACCAUUUGGUAGAA
This is a messenger RNA of Musca domestica (house fly), 2021 nucleotides long. Its product is annotated as SLIT and NTRK-like protein 2. The transcript is spliced from 2 exons. NCBI's taxonomy places the organism in Eukaryota, Metazoa, Arthropoda, Insecta, Diptera, Muscidae. Gene Ontology annotation, cellular component: plasma membrane. Gene Ontology annotation, molecular function: protein binding. Bases 33 to 1283 code for a protein of 416 amino acids. The record is from RefSeq and is a predicted model, not a curated record.